This is a messenger RNA of Panicum virgatum (switchgrass), 459 nucleotides long. RefSeq names its product glycine-rich cell wall structural protein 1.8-like. NCBI's taxonomy places the organism in Eukaryota, Viridiplantae, Streptophyta, Magnoliopsida, Poales, Poaceae. The transcript has a single exon. Bases 1 to 459 code for a protein of 152 amino acids. The record is from RefSeq and is a predicted model, not a curated record.
AUGUCGGAUGGCGGCUGCGGCGGCGACCGGGGAGGUGGGGACGACGUGCGCCGGCCGGGGGCCGAGGGUGGCGGCGGCGGCGACCGGGGAGGUGGGGACGACCUGCGCCGGCCGGGGGCCGAGGGUGGCGGCGGCGGCGACCGGGGAGGUGGGGACGACCUGCGCCGGCCGGGGGCCGAGGGUGGCGGCGGCGGCGACCGGGGAGGUGGGGACGACCUGCGCCGGCCGGGGGCCGAGGGUGGCGGCGGCGGCGACCGGGGAGGUGGGGAGGACCUGCGCCGGCCGGGGGCCGAGGGUGGCGGCGGCGGCGACCGGGGAGGUGGGGACGACCUGCGCCGGCCGGGGGCCGAGGGUGGCGGCGGCGGCGACCAGGGAGGUGGGGACGACCUGCGCCAGUCGGGGGGCGAGGGUGGCGGCGGCGACCGGAGUAGAUAUGCGCAGGCCAGGGCGCGGGGGUGA